This is a messenger RNA of Acromyrmex echinatior (Panamanian leafcutter ant), 2963 nucleotides long. RefSeq lists its product as uncharacterized. Gene Ontology annotation, cellular component: nucleus. The record is from RefSeq and is a predicted model, not a curated record. Lineage: Eukaryota; Metazoa; Arthropoda; Insecta; Hymenoptera; Formicidae. Gene Ontology annotation, biological process: regulation of transcription by RNA polymerase II. Gene Ontology annotation, molecular function: DNA-binding transcription factor activity, RNA polymerase II-specific; protein binding.
UGUCACUGUGCUAUCCUCGGUUAUGUAUAUUCUAAUUUGAAAAUUUAUUGGAUGAUCAAUGGUAACGUAUGGAAAGACUAUGGAGUUACAUUGCCUGUAGCUACAAAUGUUGAUUAUGUUCCUACUAUAAAUAAGUCUCAUCACGGUAUAUGGAAAUGCAUCGUGGAACAAACUGACUUAAAAUUUAAAUGGACAACAAAUGUAAUCCGCGUGAAAGGUUUCGAAAAAGCUUGAUGCAACGACGGUGAAGAAAAAAUGUGCGAAGAAAAAUUUAACAGUGAAGAAAAAUAAUAGAGGAGAGAAAUUCUAUUAUUGGUAAUAUUUAGAAAGUCUCGGUGCGAAUAUGAGCUCUCUAUAAUCAGAAUAUCGAGGAAAUUUGUCGAUAGUUGCGCAUAUUGUUGAAUUCUUCAGUUAUAGUCGAAAAUGUAUAAGCGAAAUGAGACACCAAUGGGAAUCAAAUGAGAAGGAAGGAUAAAUGAGAGUAAAAAGAGCUUCGAGAAAGAGAGCACGAGGAUCUCUGUGCCUCUAGUGCGGGAAAGAUUUGCUUUACAGGGGAAGAAGUAACUGGUGGGGAGUGAGCAGUUGCCAGCAGAUUAGUAGAACAGACCUGAUGGAAGCACGAUGAAAACAGAGAAAAAGGUACGAUGAAGGCUAUUUUCUGGAAACAGUAGUAGGAGAGACAAGAACAGACAUUGUAAGAAGAUAGGGAACGUAGAAAAAGAGAGAGAGAAAGAAAAAGAAAGAGGAAAGAAGAGAAAAAGAAAGGAAGAAGGAGCGAAGGAAAGGGAGAAUAAAGAGCGACAGGUGCGCGGACAUCCACGUGGUUUCUUUGAAGCAUCGUCGCGAAUGGUGCAAGAGCGAAGAAGAAGAAGAAGAAGAAGAAGAAGACAACGAUGACAACAGCGACGAAGAUGACGAAGAAGACGAGGAGGAUUACCGGUCGGCUUCCUUAUGCCGGCUGAACAGAUCGGCACUCGCUCCACACUCAAGUUACCCUCACGCCAAGUGCAUGUGGUGGGGUGAACAUUACACUGGCGUAGAGUCUAUUUUGUUUGGAUAAAUCAUGAUUCUUCACACAUAAAUGUUCACAAAUGUAUCAGUUACUUAAAUGAAGAAUUAAAGACGUUACGAAGAAACUAAUAAUAGCUUGCCUCAUCUAUUUCUUAUACUUUUGUUCAUAGGAGAACAUUAUAAAUUUCUCAUAUAUCAUUCAUUCCAGGAUGUUGUUAACAGUGGCUCGAUCACAUGACAGCGAGCGGCUGAUGAAGAGUGGAGAAAUCCAGUCGAGGCCAGUCGAAUAUCCCUAAGGCUAUUUCCUACUACGCCGAUGAAAAAGAAUAAUAAUCACGACGAGAGCUCGGUGGGGCGAGUGGGAAUAGGUGGUUUCGAGAGGGGAAGGGCUCACCAUUCGGUAGCAAAUGCUGCUAACCCGUCGCAAGGUCAAGAUCAGUCGGUUAAUCCCGUCCAGUCGGCUGAGGGCCUUGCACCUUGCACAACGAAUGAUUCUAUUUCUCCGUUUGUUUGCAUUCUCGUAUAUACGUAUAUAUUCAAAAUAAUAAUUUACAAAGUGGAAGUACCGGUAUAGUGUGAUAAAUCCUUAAAAUACUUUUUUCCACGCGAGUCUCUGUUAUGGAAACUUGUGUAUUGAUACCUAGAGAAUUUUCCUUGGUCCUUACCAACGAUCAGUCAGCCUGCAAGAAUCUCUUCAAGAAUGAUUCAAGCAUAUUGGAUAUGAGAAUUUCGGUAUGGUCGAAUGUAUUUAUUCCAUCGGGAACCUUGAUUUAUCCGUUUCAAGGAUCAAUUAGAUUCGACAAAAUUGACCUUUAUUCUCUUCUUGAUGACAAUGAUAUCAGACGCGAAUAUGGUUGCUAUGACGAAGUCUUCUUCUCCAAUUAUAAUCUUAACAAGCGUCAAUGUAACUGGAUAAGAUUUCUCCGUAUCGUUCAAUCAUACGAUGAACAAGUUAAUUUGAUUGGUACAAAGGUAAAGGGCGAACCUAUAUUUGAAGUGAUAAAGAAUGUUCAACCGGACACGGAGCUGGUAGCUUGGUUUUUGCCAGUAACACAGCAGGAUAUCGUUAUCAUUUCGCAUGAUGUAUGCUCCAGAUCGGCAAUCUACAGGUGCACGAUCGAUUCUAUUUUAGACGAAUCCCCGCUGGAUCUUUCGAUGACAUUACUCGCUCAUCAUUCUUUGCCAGCGAUAUCACAUUCUUAUUACGAGCUGGAUGAAUAUGAAUCGACGUCUGAGGAAUCCACAUCAUCAACGCUGUCAUUGGCCGGUGAUCAUCUCGAUUGCAGUAUCCUGACAACGAUUAAGAGAGGAGAGAGGGUUUUAUUACCUUGUGAAGUCUGUGGCAAGUCCUUCGACCGGCCAUCUCUUCUAAAACGACAUAUGAGAACGCAUACAGGGGAAAAACCGCAUGUCUGCAUGGUGUGCAACAAGGGUUUUUCAACAUCGAGCUCGUUGAAUACGCAUAAGCGUAUCCAUAGCGGCGAAAAGCCUCAUCAGUGUCUUGUUUGCGGAAAAAAGUUUACAGCCUCAUCAAAUCUAUACUAUCAUAGGAUGACUCAUAUCAAGGAAAAACCACACAAGUGUUCGCAAUGUUCAAAAUCAUUUCCGACGCCGGGUGACCUGAAGAGUCACACGUAUGUGCAUAAUGGACUGUGGCCGUUUAGAUGUCACAUUUGCAGUCGCGGUUUCAGCAAACCAACCAAUUUGAAGAAUCACAUGUUGCUUCAUCUCGGUAGAUGCUCCAAUAAGAAAUAUAUUAAGUCUAUCUCUGACUUCUGACUGAGUGUUAAUGUGUUAUUUCAUAUAAAAGUUUAAAAAUUAUUGAUUUAUGUAUAUAUACAAAUAAUGUGCCAUUAUAUAUAUAUAUUGAUCAAACACGUAAUUUGAGAUAAAAGGACAAUUAGGAUAACUGUUCCUAUUAGUAUGCCUUUUUUUAAAUAUGCCAGAAAGAA